Molecule: messenger RNA, 3885 nt
Organism: Scutellospora calospora
Lineage: Eukaryota; Fungi; Glomeromycota; Glomeromycetes; Diversisporales; Gigasporaceae
Source: the annotation of a GenBank genome assembly
AUGACAGAAGAGAUAGAGGUGCAAUCGUUCGAAGAAGAAGAAAUUGAAUUUUUUGAAUUCAAACAGCUUAAUAAAAAUGCAUUAAGUAUACAGCUUGAGAAAGAUACCGUUUACCCAGAAGUAAUACCACCCUAUCCGUCGUUGCUUGCCAUUUCUAAUAUAUAUGGCUUUUUCGUUACAGCGACAGCAAAAGGCUUCAUAUACGCGUCUACACAGACUUUACGCGAAUUAUUCAAAAAUUCUACUUCUGGCUCAAAAGAGUUACUAUCCAAAAAACUUCUCUUUGAAAUACCUGAAGGACGUGUUCGAUGCCUUCGACUUUCAUCUGAUCAACUAACCUUAGUCGUCGGAGUAGAAGGUGGUCAUGUAUUGUUUUAUGAUGUUACAAAAUUCGCCUCUGAGCAAGCAGAAAGCCGGCCUUUCCAAAUAAUGUCAUUUUCAGAUGACAUUAGAGAUAUUCGUCCAAAUCCUGGGGAAAAAUAUAAUUUAAUAGCCAUUUUGCUUGUAACUGGCGUAGUGUACAUCAAAGAUUACUUAGUAAACAAUGAAGUCAGCAAAAUAGAGGGCAAUAAAGUUGGGGAACAGUUCACUGCAAGGCAGCUCAUGCAAUUUACUCCGGAAGGAACGCUUAAAGCCACUUUUCAACCACCUCCAGAUUUACAACAACAAUCACAUUAUGUUCAGAACGUUCUUUGGCUGGAAACCGCAUUAUUUGUUGUGGUAUAUUUUCCAGUUAUUCAAGAAGAGGAUUCAGAACAUGAUGUUUAUGUUGUUUCACGUGAAAUGAAGUCGAAGACUCUCUAUCUGAGGUGUCCAAUAAUGUGUAGUCAAGCGGAUCGCCCCAGAAUUCCUUAUUUUUACAUGGAAACCAUUAAAGAUUGGGGUACAAAUUUAAAAUGUCUUAUAAUAUGUGCAAGUGCCAAUUCUGCAGAUAUAAACUUGAUUGCUCGAGAUGCAUCAAAUAACUGGACUAGCUUGAUUCUUACAGAAACGAGUAGGGCUGCACUUCCAUUAUCAGAAAUAUAUGAUCAUGAUACUUUACCUGUUGGUCUGGCACUUGAUUUCACUUGCACGGAACCAUGGAAUACUAGACUGACCGAAGAAAAUAUAUUGGUUCCACCGGUUCCUGUACUAUAUAUUUUAAAUGACGAAUGUGACAUAGUUGCGUAUCGUUGUUUUCAUAAAGAUGCUUUCCUAGCACACGAAAAUUUUCCUGGGAUGACGCCUCCCAAAAUGCUUCCUACUACUGGGCAUUCAUUAGGAAUGCUUCCUCCAAGGCGGAAUCCGAAAGACGUAACGACAUUUACAGCGACGAACAUCACAACAUCACCUGUUGCUUCUCCCGUUAAAAUAGCAUCACCGAUUAUUGCUCCCAUUAAAACAGCAUCUCCUAUUAUUGCUCCAAUUAAAACAGCAUCGCCUCUUAUUGCUCCAAUCAAAACAGCAUCGCCUGUUGUCGCUCCUAUCAAAACAGCGUCGCCUAUUACUGCACCUAUAAAAACAGCUACAUAUAAUAAUGGUCUUUCACCUUCUAUAAAUUAUGAUAAAAACUUCCAAUCGCCAAAUAAAAUUACGCUAACUCAGGAUUCAACGCCAUCUCGAAAUUUGGGUUCAAGUCAACAAUUGACACCUACAGAAGCUGAUAACAAAACUCCACACAUGAUUCGUUUAAAUGCCAUUAAAAAUGACUUAAAUGUUCUUCACAAUCUAAUCGAAUAUGUGGAAAAUGAUUGUAUAGCAAAAUAUCAUGAACGAACUACUGAACAAGAUUUUGAUAAUCCAGAAGUUUGGUCAGUUGGCGAUUUGCCAGUAAUAAUGUCAGAAAUAAAUCGGUUGGAGCAUGAAGCUGGUUCUAUGGUUCAAUCUUUAGUUGAUUUACGACGUCAAGUUAAUGAAUUCAGUCAUGGUGUCCAUAUAGAUUUUGUUAAAACAACUAAAGACCUUGACCAUAUGAGUUGCACACCUUCCAACGUGAUUACGGUUGGUCGUCGUGGAAUAUUACAAUCUCGUAUCAAAGAGAGAUUGGAAACAACUUUUAAGUCCGUUAAGGAAAGCGCACAGGCCUUGGAGACGCAGCUAAACGCAUUACAUGAACAAAUUCAAGAGAAAAAAUCCAACAAGUUAUUAAGACAAUCCCCUUUGGAAUAUAUUGAUAAAUCAAUUCGUAACAUUAGUAAAGGCCUGUAUCGCAACUCUUCUCAAAUUGAACGAUUAAGUGCUCAAUUAGACCAGCUUACAUUGCAAAUAUCUUCAGAGGGCGAUACUUCUAAUAGUGAAACAUUUAUAUCUCACCAAAUUAAUAAAAUUGAGCCAACCAAGGCAUCAACUAAAAAUAUUUCUUAUUCAAUCGAUGCAGCGAAAACAACUGCAGCUUAUCUUAAUAAAGAACGUAUAUGUGAAAAACUCAAAAAUGUAAAUAAAUUUAAGAGAAAGUCUCCCGUCAAAACCACUCUUUUUGAAGAAAAUGAAGCUGAAGUGAUUGAAAGAAAAUCUAUGCCAUCAAGCAUUAUUUCACCAAAAAAAAGUCCAAAUACAUUUAAGAAUCGUGUAUUUCCUCAAACACAAAUUCGUGAGGGCAAGUCAUAUCGCUCACGUACAACGAUAACGAGUCUUUCCGAACCUUCUAGUGAUUAUCAACCUAAAGUAAUGUAUGAUACGCCUAUUAGAGAAAACACGUAUACAAAUAAGUCACUUCCUGAGGCUAGUGGAAUUCUUUCACCUAUUGAACUAGAGUCGCCUCUUGCAUAUAAAGAUCAAAGCGAGGAUUUUAUACAACACAAAUUUGAAAAGAUUGUGGAAUCUGAUGACUCGAGUUUGGCCUGGAUGUCUCCAAGCUUUAAACAUCGACCUACACCUACUUUUCUAUCCCAGAGUAAUGAUACCGUACAAGAACCUUCCGUAUUUGAAAUGCCAUCAUCAUAUCAAAAAGACGAAGAUGCACAAUAUUUAGAUUCUUAUAAUGAGGAUUCUCAAGAUUCUAUUGAAUUGAAUUUUGGAAAAUUCAUCUCGUCCGAUGUAUCCAGAUCUUCAAAAGUUCCUGAACUUGGACAGUCUUAUAACCACUUUGGAGAGGAUUCCAAAUCGGAAACAAUACAAACAAUACCUAGUGGAGAGUAUGCAAUAACAGAAAUUAAUGAGGGAAAAGAAACUUCGGACGCUGAACAAAACAAUGCCUCUAAUGUGACAAAUGUUGUUUCUAAAACUGAAGCAGAAGAGAUUGAACACAAGUCACAAGAAAUAUCGGAUCAAGUUGAAGUCGUUGAAAAUCCUACUGAUGUAAUUGCAGAAACCGGGAAUGAAUUAAUGGGGGUUUCUGAAAAUUUCGGUUCAUUUGGGCUAGGUGAACAAUCAGAAACGUAUAAUGAAUCUAAUUCGCAAGGUGGUUUCGGUUUAUUUGGAGAUAAAUCACUUACAAGCGCACCGACUAGUACACCUGCUUUUGGCAAACAGACGCAAUUUGGCAUGGCAACAUCUAAUAAUAUCGUGUUUGGAACUGGAUUAUCGCUUGGUGGUAAUGCCUCGGGCAUUCCACCAGCUUUUGCAACACAACCUAGCAAUGUAAAUGCGUUUAAUCCAUUACCUGCACAUCCUUCUCCUGCGUUUGGACAGCCAGCGUUUGGACAAACUGCCUUUGGACAAUCAUCACUUGGCAUGCCUAAAGCACAAGCAUUUGGGCAACCAGCAUUUGGACAACAUGGUUUUGGACAACCGCGGACAUUCGGAACUCCUUCUGCACUUACUGCAAAUGUGAAACCCCCAAGUGGUAGUGGAUUUGCUCGGUUUGCGAGUAAUAAUGCAAUUUUGGGUGCGGGCAACAAUAAUCUCGAUGAAACAAAUGCUUCAAUCAGUACUACUAAAUCAUCAUUUAUGGAAUUUCGUGGUUAA